Molecule: messenger RNA, 962 nt
Organism: Branchiostoma belcheri (Belcher's lancelet)
Lineage: Eukaryota; Metazoa; Chordata; Leptocardii; Amphioxiformes; Branchiostomatidae
Product: NXPE family member 3-like
Exons: 3
Coding region: 51-962 (303 amino acids)
Source: RefSeq, a predicted model, not a curated record
UCUGAUACAGUCGGGAGAUAAAUUUAUUAUCUAUUCAUCAAAUCAGGAAGAUGGCAAACACACGGAGUGGAAAGAUGACACGUGCACAGAGAUGGCGGCGUCUCAGCACCCUACUAGUAUUCGUAGUUGGGAGCUUAGUGCUGUAUUACAACAAGGAAAUAUCGUGGAUCAGCAACCCAAUAAUGAAAACACCAAGGAUGCCCCAAUUUGUAAACCGAUGGAAUCAUGAUUCAUCUUCUAACACACAAUUUAAUAAGUCUGUGUUUAAGCAACCUGAACUGACAUCAAUACCCCAAUAUUCAAUUCUAAUUAAGCAAUCCAACGAAACUUCAACUUUACAAAGCAUUAAUGACAUCCCAGUAAAUCUAUCCAUAGAUAGUAAUUCUAAAUUUACAACUCCCAAACUUAAUGAAUCAUUUUCUUAUCAGGUUUACAUGGAAAAACUUACGUUUUGUUUAGCUGGAAAACAAUUUUCUGACAAGUUGCAAAUUGAUUUCUGUGCAAAAGAUGAACUCAAUAAUACCGUAACUAAUAUUGGGGAUUUUUACCGAGCGUCUAUUCUUUCAAAAGAGUCCAAGUCUGGUGCCGUUGGCAUCAUCACAGAUCACCUGAACGGCACGUACACAGCGACGUUCCGACUGUUGUGGGAAGGGGAGGUUACUAUUAGAAUCCAACUGGUCCUCCCACGACAGGCUAUAGAUAUCAUAGAAAGAAUUAGCAGCGAAAAUCCCGUUGAUCUAAUCACGUUCCAAAGACGCUAUACAAUAGGAGGACGAUCUAUAAAUAAACCGUGUAACGUAGACCCGGUCAUCUUUAAGAACACAAGUGCAGUUUGUAACUACUCGGACCCGCAUGCAGGCGGCUGGUGGUAUUGUGAGAAACCUGCCAACAUUUCCUGUAAUACGCCUGGCUACCACGCACUGCGCAGCUACGGAAACAAGACUUUUGAAAAAAAGACGUGA